Messenger RNA from Pyricularia pennisetigena, 696 nucleotides. RefSeq lists its product as uncharacterized. Bases 1 to 696 code for a protein of 231 amino acids. The transcript has 4 exons. NCBI's taxonomy places the organism in Eukaryota, Fungi, Ascomycota, Sordariomycetes, Magnaporthales, Pyriculariaceae. Gene Ontology annotation, biological process: endoplasmic reticulum to Golgi vesicle-mediated transport; regulation of GTPase activity. Gene Ontology annotation, cellular component: trans-Golgi network; TRAPP complex; cis-Golgi network. The record is from RefSeq and is a predicted model, not a curated record.
AUGUCGUUCGAGUCGGUCAUGCCGCCGUACAACGCGUCGGACCCGACGGCCAUGUUCUGCAGCUCGUCGUGCCUCGACUUUUUGCUCAUCGAGCUCGUCCCCAUGGCGUACCGGGUCGCCAACGAAGUCGAAGCGGCCGCGGCAGUGCUGGAGGGAGGGUCAGAAGAAUCUCAGCAGCAACAACAACAACAACAACAACAAGCACAAAGAUCGGGGCCGGAUGCGGCUUCGUCCACCCCGAGGCCGGCGCCGCCGGGGGCGCGGCGCGGGGCCAUGGACGAGGACGAGGAGCGCGACGCCGUCUUUUACAGGCUCGAGAUGCAGGGGUAUCGGGUCGGUCAGGGCCUGGUGGAGAGGUUCUCCAAGGAUCGCCCGCGGCUCAACGACACGCUUGACGUGAUCAAGUUCAUCUGCAAGGACCUGUGGACGCUCGUGUUCCGCAAGCAGGUUGACAACUUGAAGACGAACCACAGGGGUGUCUACGUCCUGACCGACAAUUCCUUCCGGCCAUUCGCAAAGAUGAGCUCGGAAGCCGGAGGUCAGGCAGUACACAGGGCAGAACCGUUUCUAUGGUUCCCUUGUGGAAUCGUCCGCGGUGCUCUGGCUGCCAUGGGUGUAAACGCCACCGUGCAGGCAGAGACGACUGAGCUCCCCGGUGCAGUUUUCCAGAUCAAGACCGUUACUGCGAAGUCCUAG